Molecule: messenger RNA, 1845 nt
Organism: Euleptes europaea (tarantolino)
Lineage: Eukaryota; Metazoa; Chordata; Lepidosauria; Squamata; Sphaerodactylidae
Gene: KCNJ13
Product: potassium inwardly rectifying channel subfamily J member 13
Exons: 2
Coding region: 1-1098 (365 amino acids)
Biological process (GO): potassium ion import across plasma membrane; regulation of monoatomic ion transmembrane transport
Cellular component (GO): plasma membrane
Molecular function (GO): inward rectifier potassium channel activity
Source: RefSeq, a predicted model, not a curated record
AUGAGGACGGAAGUGAUAGAAGGCAAUAACACCAAACCUAGUGCUCCUCUCCUGGCCCAACGAUACCCGAGAAUGGUCACGAAAGAUGGGCACAGCACUCUCCACAUGGAGGGUGCUCGCGGGAAAGGCCUUGCAUACCUGAAAGAUGCUUGGGGAAUUUUAAUGGACAUGCGCUGGAGAUGGAUGAUGCUAGUAUUUUCUGCUUCUUUUGUCCUCCACUGGCUGGUCUUUGCCGUUCUCUGGUACUUACUAGCAGAGAUGAAUGGGGAUCUGGAAAUUGAUCAUGAUUCCCCACCUGAAAACCACACGAUUUGCGUAAAGUACAUCACUAGCUUUACAGCUGCAUUUUCUUUCUCACUGGAGACACAGCUCACUAUUGGUUACGGCACGAUGUUCCCAAGUGGAGACUGCCCAAGUGCAAUUGCUCUACUGGCUAUACAAAUGGUACUGGGACUUAUGCUGGAGGCUUUCAUCACAGGUGCAUUUGUAGCAAAAAUUGCCCGCCCAAAGAACCGAGCUCUGUCUAUCCGGUUCACUUAUUCUGCAGUAGUGUCACACAGAGAAGGAAAGCCUUACUUAAUGUUCCAAGUGGCUAAUACUCGCCCAAGCCCUCUCACCAGUGUUCGGAUUUCUGCAGUGCUUUAUGAAGAACGGGAAAAUGGUCAGUUGUAUCAAACGAGUGUGGAUUUUCAUCUGGACAGCAUCACGUCUGAAGAAUGCCCAUUCUUUAUUUUUCCCUUAACCUAUUACCACUCCAUAACUCCAUCUAGCCCUCUAGCUAUUCUCCUACAAAGGGAGGCUUAUCGUCAUUUUGAACUAGUAGUCUUCCUUUCAGCCACACAGGAGGGCACAGGAGAAACAUGUCAAAGGAGGACAUCCUACCUACCAUCUGAGAUCAUGUUACACCACCACUUUGCCUCCAUGUUAGCUCGAGGCUCCAAAGGGGAAUAUCAAAUCAAGAUGGAAAACUUUGAUAAGACAGUCCCAGAACUUCCAGCUGCAGACUCCAAAAGUUCCAAGAGGACUGAUAUGGAGAUCCGCAUCAACGGACAGCAUAUCGAUAACUUCCAGAUGUGUGAGACUCGUCUGACAGAAUAGACUUUGAAAGUGGUAUUUUUUUCUUUUUCAUUGGACUAAACUAUCAUGUCAAUAUCUUCUUUUUCCUCCCCAUUUCCUUAUAUUCUCCCCCCCCCCCCACUCAAUAAUUUUGACUUCAGAAAUGUGUGCAGAAUAAAGAGCAUAGUGUGUUCAUGGUGAUGAGCCACUAGAUUAACUGCACAAAAACAGUCAGGGACAAGCAGCACUACAAAAAUUCUGGGAAAACAGAAGUGCUACCUGCUGAAUUCAGUAGACUAUGAUUAAAACUGCACUGACCCUGAAACAAGAGACUUUAAGACUCACCGUCUGGCAAAAACCUAAAGUACAGGAGAGUAAAAUCUGUAGCAAAAUGGACAAAACUUUAGUGAACUAUCUCAGCUAAAAAGAAUUUUCACCUGGAAAGCUCAAGAGCCCUCAGAUUCUUUGAAUUAGUUAUGACUUGCUAUACGGUUACAAGAGAAUAAUGCUGAUGUCUAAACAUGCCAUGAAGAAUGUUGCUAGUAUUUUCUGUGGCAAUGAAAUUGCAAGCCUGCUGUGCUUGUUUAUUAAGAAAAAUCACAAGCAUUUGCUGAAGCAUUUGUUCCAGCAGCUAAGAACAAGUUCAACAUCCGUAGGCAUUUCUGGGUUGAAAGUGAAUGACAAGAAUCUUAAUAUGUAUUAGACUCUUAACACUCUGAACCUGGACUCUUUUCACAAUUAAAAACAAGCUAUAUAUUUAGCAGAAGAACAAAAUUGAUUUGUAAUUCU